CAGUUACACGGAGCACCCCCGGGGGAAACAUCUCGGGGAGCCUGGUUGGAAGCAGUGGGGCUUACAACCUGCCAGCUGCUGGUCUCUCGGCUGCCCUGUGGGGAGGGCCCCGCCUUGGCAUCCCUCGUGUUUGGAGCAGAGAAAUCCGCGUGGAGGAAGGGGUUACACCAUUCGGCCCGGCAGGAACUCCGCCGAGCACAACCAGCCGCCAGAAUGCUCCUCUUGUUGCUGGGCAUCAUCGUCCUCCACGUCGCAGUGCUCGUGCUGCUCUUCGUCUCCACGAUCGUCAGCCAAUGGAUCGUGGGCAAUGGACAUGCAACCGACCUCUGGCAGAAUUGUAGCACCUCUUCUUCUGGAAACGUCCACCACUGCUACUCAUCGUCAGCAAAUGAAUGGCUGCAGUCUGUCCAGGCCACCAUGAUCCUGUCGAUCAUCUUCAGCGUUCUGUCCCUGUUCCUUUUCUUCUGCCAGCUCUUCACUCUCACCAAAGGGGGCCGGUUUUACAUCACCGGAGUCUUCCAGAUCCUUGCCGGUCUGUGUGUGAUGAGUGCAGCGUCCAUCUACACGGUGAGGCACCCAGAGUGGCAUCUCAACUCUGACUACUCCUACGGCUUCGCCUACAUCCUGGCCUGGGUGGCCUUCCCUCUGGCCCUUCUCAGCGGCGUCAUCUACGUGAUCUUGCGGAAACGCGAAUGAGGUGCCCAGACGGUUUGGUCUGAGGCACUGAGCGUACAUCGGGGGAAGGGAGGAAGGAAACCAGAAAAAAAAAAAAAAAAAAAAAAGAAAGAAAGAAAAAAACCCAACCCAAAGCAACCAACCAAACAAAAGAGCUAGCCAAAAAAACCCAAACUCAAACCAAAUCAAACAGAAAGCAGUUGAGGGGGGGGGGUUCGUGUUGACUGAAGAUGUAUAUAAUAUCUAUGGUUUAUAAAACCUAUUUAUAACACUUUUUACAUAUAUGUACAUAGUAUCGUUCGCUUUUUAUGUUGACCAUCAGCCUUGUGUUGAAUCUUAAAGAAGUAGCUAAGGAACUUUUACCUCCUAACCGUAUAACCGAGCUCUGUUCUUUUGUUCUGUUUUGUUGUUCUUUUUGUUUGGCCCGGACGUAAAAUACUUCCCAUCUUGCCCCUUCCCUUUUAUCGGAAAGUAGAUACCUCCCUUCGCUCCACCUCAUUCAGAAAACCAAAGCGUGGGUGGGAGCCCCGACUGGCCAGAAGCCCUUUUACCCGGUGGGCGACCCGGUGCGUCGCACAGAGACAGGUCCCGCCCGCACCUCCAUGCGAAGCCAUGGACAGAACCCCCAAACUGGAGCCCUCGGCUUUGGAACACUUGCCCUUGGCCGUGAGUGUCUCAGCCGCACGUCUAGAUGAGAAAUCGGUGACAGCAAACCUAUGAAAUGGUGCUAUGGAUUUACCAUUCCUUAUUAUCACUAAUCGUCUAAACUACUCACUGGAAAUUCAAUUAACGGUUUUACGACAUAAAGUAGAAUGGACACCUGAGUAAUUCUGUGUCAUAUAAAUGGUUUAUAACUGCUUUUGUACCUAGCGAGGCUGCAGUUAUGACAAUAAUAAAUAAAUAAUAAACACAGCGUUUACUGCUCCCACAUUUUUCUUACGGUCGGAGCAUCGGGACCAGCCUCUAGACCCCUCGGGACCGUGCAUUCCCAGGACUCCUCUGGGUCUAGACUGUUCUCCGCCUCCAAGGACUGUCUGGCAAUGACUUGUGUUGGCCACCGACUGUACCUGUAUAUAAGGUGCCCUUCUGAUGCUAAGACUCCAGACCUGUUUUUUUUUUCUUUUUUUCUUUUCUUUUCCUUUUUUUUUUUUUUUUUUUUGGCUUUGCUUUUUCUGAUUUUAUACCAAGUGUGGACUAAGAUGCAUUCAAAUAAACAUCAGAGUAACUCAA
Molecule: messenger RNA, 1905 nt
Organism: Lynx canadensis (Canada lynx)
Lineage: Eukaryota; Metazoa; Chordata; Mammalia; Carnivora; Felidae
Gene: PMP22
Product: peripheral myelin protein 22
Exons: 5
Coding region: 214-696 (160 amino acids)
Cellular component (GO): plasma membrane
Source: RefSeq, a predicted model, not a curated record